Pteropus alecto (black flying fox) is the source of this 971-nucleotide messenger RNA. Its product is annotated as olfactory receptor 5M8. The record is from RefSeq and is a predicted model, not a curated record. Bases 20 to 955 code for a protein of 311 amino acids. The transcript has a single exon. Gene Ontology annotation, biological process: sensory perception of smell; G protein-coupled receptor signaling pathway. Gene Ontology annotation, molecular function: olfactory receptor activity; G protein-coupled receptor activity; odorant binding. Gene Ontology annotation, cellular component: membrane. NCBI's taxonomy places the organism in Eukaryota, Metazoa, Chordata, Mammalia, Chiroptera, Pteropodidae.
UCUCUCACUGAAGGAGAUUAUGAGAAGAAACUUCACUUCAGUGACUGAGUUCAUUCUCCUAGGACUGACCAGACGCCUGGAAUCGCAGAUUCUCCUCUUCUUCCUUUUUCUGGUCAUUUACAUGGCCACAUUGGUAGGAAAUGUGGGCAUGAUUGUCCUCAUCCAGGUCAACGCCCGGCUCCACACGCCCAUGUACUUUUUCCUGAGCCAUUUAUCCUUUGUGGAUCUGUGCUUCUCUUCCAAUGUGACCCCAAAGAUGCUGGAGAUUUUCUUAUCAAAGAAGAAAACCAUUUCCUAUCCUGCUUGUCUGGUGCAGUGUUACCUUUUUAUUGCCUUGGUCCACGUGGAGAUCUAUAUCCUGGCCGUGAUGGCUUUUGAUCGUUACAUGGCCAUCUGCAAACCUCUGCUUUACAGCAGCAAGAUGUCCAGAAGUGUGUGCACAUCCCUCAUCACGGUGCCGUAUGUAUAUGGUGCCCUCACUGGGCUGAUGGAGACCAUGUGGACCUACAACCUAGCCUUCUGUGGCCCCAAUGAAAUUAAUCACUUCUACUGUGCUGACCCCCCGCUGAUUAAGCUGGCUUGUUCUGACACCUACAACAAAGAGCUGUCGAUGUUUGUUGUGGCUGGAUUUAACCUUUCCUUUUCUCUUCUUAUCAUCCUGAUUUCAUAUGUAUAUAUUUUUCCUUCUAUCUUAAGGAUUCAUUCCAUGGAAGGCAGGCGCAAAGCUUUCUCUACCUGUGGCUCGCACCUGACAGCUGUCACCAUAUUCUAUGCAACUCUUUUCUUCAUGUAUCUCAGACCCCCCUCAAAGGACUCUGUGGAACAGGGGAAAAUGGUUGCUGUAUUUUAUACCACGAUAAUUCCCAUGUUGAACCCCAUGAUUUAUAGCCUUAGAAAUAAAGAUGUGAAAGAAGCAUUAAGCAGAGAGCUGUUAGGGAAAAAAGUAUUUUCAUAAAAGGUAUCACUAUUCU